Acipenser ruthenus (sterlet) is the source of this 3822-nucleotide messenger RNA. RefSeq names its product 2-aminomuconic semialdehyde dehydrogenase-like. NCBI's taxonomy places the organism in Eukaryota, Metazoa, Chordata, Actinopteri, Acipenseriformes, Acipenseridae. The transcript is spliced from 7 exons. The record is from RefSeq and is a predicted model, not a curated record. Gene Ontology annotation, biological process: retinoic acid metabolic process. Gene Ontology annotation, molecular function: retinal dehydrogenase (NAD+) activity. The coding region runs from base 146 to 1618 and encodes 490 amino acids.
GGGGCCAGUGUGUGGCAGCCAGCAUAAAAGCAAACAUGUUCAAUAGUACCUGUGUGUUAGAAGGCAGUUAAUAUAUUUUGCUGUGCUACAUAUUUCUAUUAGUAGGUAAAUAGAAGAAAGAAAGAAAAAAACUAAAACAACAAUCAUGCCCAACAUAGCAGAUCAGAGGACACACUUAAUGCUGGAAAACUACAUUGGAGGCAAAUUUUUGCCUUGCACAAAAUAUGUAGAUGCAUAUGACCCUUCAGUUGGAGAGGUGUACUGCAAAGUGCCUGACAGUGACAAAGAGGAGGUUGAUGCAGCAGUGAAGGCAGCCAAGGAGGCUUUUCCUGCCUGGUCCUGCAAGAGCCCCCAAGAGAGGUCUCAGGUGCUGAAUAAACUUGCUGAUCUCAUCGACGCCCACCGGGAAGAGUUUGCACAAGCAGAGUCUAAAGACCAAGGGAAAACACUUACUUAUGCCCGAACUGUAGAUAUUCCCCGAUCUUCUUAUAACUUCAGAUUCUUUGCAUCCUCUAUCCUCCACCAUACAACCGAAUGCACUCAGAUGGACCACAUGGGCUGUAUGCACUAUACAGUGCGCACUCCAGUGGGAGUAGCUGGUCUCAUUAGCCCCUGGAAUUUUCCCUUGUAUUUGCUGACAUGGAAGAUUGCCCCGGCUAUCGCAAUGGGUAACACAGUGGUGGCCAAGCCUAGCGAGAUGACCUCAGUCACUGCCUGGAUGAUGUGCAAGCUCUUAGAUGAAGCAGGGGUCCCGGCGGGGGUGGUGAAUGUCGUGUUUGGGACGGGCCCCAAGGCCGGGGAGGCUCUUGUUUCUCACCCCGACGUUCCCCUGAUCUCCUUCACCGGGAGCACAGCCACUGCACAGCGUAUCACCCAGCAGAGUGCCCCCUACUGCAAGAGGCUGUCCAUGGAGCUGGGGGGCAAGAACCCUGCCAUUGUCUUCGAAGAUGCCAACCUGGAUGAGUGCAUCCCCACUACUGUCAGUUCCAGCUUCUCUAACCAGGGGGAGAUCUGUCUAUGCACCAGCAGGAUCUUUGUUCAGAAGGGUAUCUUCAAUGAGUUCUUGCAGAGGUUUGUAGAAGCUGCCCGGAAGUGGAAAACUGGAGUUCCCUUGGAUGCCACAGCCAACAUGGGAGCUCUUAUUAGCAAGGAGCACCUAGAAAAGGUAAAGGGUUAUGUGACGAUAGCUCAGACAGAGGGAGGCAAAGUGCUGUGUGGUGAAGGAGUGAGUUCCCUGGACCUCCCAGUCAAGAACCAGACUGGCUACUUCAUGUUGCCCACGGUGAUUACAGGGGUGGCGGAUGAGUCGCGCUGCAUGCAGGAGGAGAUCUUUGGCCCUGUGACUUGUGUGGUCCCAUUUGAGAAUGAGGAGGAGGUCAUCCAGAGGGCCAAUAACGUCAAGUAUGGUCUGGGAGCCACAGUGUGGUCGAGAGACGUGGGCCGAGUCCACCGCGUGGCCAAGAAACUGCAGGCUGGGAUGGUGUGGACCAACUGCUGGCUAAUCCGAGACCUCAGUCUGCCGUUCGGUGGCAUGAAGUUUUCUGGGGUGGGCCGGGAAGGAGGCAAGGAUUCCUUUGAGUUCUUUACUGAGGUCAAGACCAUCACAAUUAAACACUGACAUUCAUAAUGAAGAAAAUAUGAAUCCCCUGUAAUUAUGUUGAUUUAGCUGGAUAGAGAGCAAUGACUAUUAAUGGGGUCUGCUGUAAAGAGGCUUCUGUUUGUUGUAGCAGUUUUUAAAGGCGUGGUCAAGUGAUACUGGUUUCUUCCACUAGAAGAACAUUGAAUACUUGCCCAUUAUUCCUGCACCCCUGACUCACCUUAACUCGAAAGCUACUUUUAUUUACUAUUCUCCUGGGGUGGAGUGCACCAAGCAGGCGUAAGACUUUUUCAGGUCAUAAAGGGGUCGUAACUGUACGCCUGCUAGGGGGUAGGUGAAGGCUGGCGUAGACAGUCAAAUAACAUAGGGGAUAGCGGCAGACAGUUAAAUAUAAAAGCAAAUCAGCUUUGAAUAUUGUAAAAUAACAUUUAGUUUAGCAAAAGCCAAAGAUGGGUGGAAUAGUACAUUGGUUGGAUGAUUUAGAACAGGGGUUUUCAACAGGGGGUACGUGUACUUCUAAGGGUCAUAGGGGUUACGCAGGACGACAUGCACAAAUAAAAAUGAAAGUAAGAGAAAAUAAUGAUCUUGAUUUUUUUUAACGUUAUUAUGGUCUGUAAACCACGAUGUAUACUUAUUUAAUAUUUGUUUAGCAGCUCAAAGUUAACCUCCUAAUAAUAAUAAUAAUAAUAAUAAAAACAGGAUCUAUCGCGUCCACAUUUUCCACUUGUACACAUGCGCGAUUUCGAUUGCGUGGAUUUCCACUCUGAUAGGUGAAGCAGGCGUCUGGCGAGUGUGCCUGGAGAGUGCUCUGUGUUGCUCGUGAUGUUUGCUGUUUUCAAUUUGUAUCAGUGAAGCAGUGUUUCUGCAUUGUUUAGAAGUAUAAAUGCUCCGGUAAACAUAAAUAGUCAUCACAAUACUCAUACUUUGGCGGUUUUUGUUUAUUACCGCGGCUGGAUUUUAUUAACAGCAAUAGCGGCUGGUUGAAUAUGUGUUCGGUGUUUGAUACAUUUCUUACUUGCAAUAGAAAAACGAAGGAAAACACAAACGUCAGAAAGUGCAAAGCGACAUAAAGUUAUACAGAGUCCAUUUGGAUCAUUUUUAUUUAGUAACUAUAGUUUUAUCUUGAGGUUAAUGUUUUUGAUACUGUAAACAUUUUAAACGGCACACAAUUAUGCUGAGGUGGGAAGUAAAUAGUGACGUGAUAAACAUUUACAGUGCAGACGGGAGAAAAAAGAAAUGUGUUAACCAGAUUAUUCUGCCUUGUAUUGCAACUGUGGUACCAUUCAGUGAUCGAAAAUUGUAAAGGGUACUUUAGCUGAAACCUCCUGACAGAAAGGGUACAGUUUCAAAAAGAAGGUUUAAAACCACUGAUUUACAGUACCGAUGUGCAUGCUUCGAGAAAGAAUCAUAUGGGACAGAUUUAAUCCAUUGGAUAUGUUUGAUCUUGAGCUCUAUCGGCGCUAUCGAUUACCAAAAUAAAACCGCCUUCGUUUUAUAGAUUAAAUACGGGAUGACCUUCAGUAUAUGAACCAAAGUAAUGCUGCCGCCUUCUGACUAAAUAUUACUGUCGUUUUAAUAGAAUUAAUUAAUUGGCUAUUUCCGUCAUUAUACACCAGGGGUGAUUUUGCUUUGCUGCACUUGGCGUGGAAUUAAUUUUUAAGUCGGGUUUAAGUUGAAAGUAGUAACGACGGCGUAAUUUACGCCUGCGUGGUGCACUCUGCCUCUGCGCUUUCCACUAGUCGUAGUACAGUUUCAUUGCACUGAUGAUCCCCAUGAGCAAACAUGAAAAAAAAAAAAAAAGCCUGAUCCUUUACAAACACACCACAGUAUGGAAAACGAAUUUAGGAAAGCAUAGUCAAACAUUAAGCAUCCUCAAACAUUAAGCCUAGAGAGUAAAGACCCACAAGUGAUUUUUGCAUCAUUGUGAGGAUAAAAGUUAGAAAGUUAUAACAGGUGAUGAAUGUGAGGCUAAUAAUCAAAUGAGUCUCCCUGUCUCACACUUAGUCUCACAUUGAUGACACAAAAAGGCCUUGAGACAUGAAUGAACUAAGGCUUCUUAAUGAACUUUUGAUCCAAAUCAGAAAACAAUUAACAUGAAUGAAAUGUGGGUAUGAGACUAAAUCUCAAAUCAGGUUAAUAUUACACCUUUACCAAAUUAAAGCAUGUCUAUGGUUCAAAUCUGUAUGAAAUACUGAAUACCAAUAAAGAAUAUUCAAAAGUCAUAA